GCAAUGCAAUUGAUGUAACAAACAAGAAAUAAAUGAAAGAUGAGAGACACGAUAAACGCGUUUUCCCGUCGGCACCCCCCCAAAAAAACAUGGAGUUAGGCCAAGGCAGAUGGUCUAUUCUCAUGGAAGAUUCUCUGUGAAUUCAACUCUUCUACGCAUUAAUUGAAUUAUUAUCCAUUCGUAUUCGUGUUCGUCUUCAUCCUCUCGUCGCGGUCAGGCCUUUUCUCAAGAAGCGAUCAACCGAACCAACCCUUUUCUUAUUAUUAAUAAUCUCGCUGUCAGGAAACGUUUCCGGAAAGGAACAAUCAGACUUUUUUAUCCGUAUGCUGAUCUCCCCAACGGUUUUUCUUUUUCUGUUUGUUGUAUGCCCUUUUGAUCCCAACGUCAGAAUCCCGAAUUGGGUCCCCCGAAUUGGCAGAUUAAUUAUUGAAUAGUCUUCCCUCUGAAUCUCAUGGUGGGUUCCGUUGUUUAAUGAUCAAUCAAUCCCUUUUUCCUGAGAAGCACAACUUUCUCCAGCUCCUCAUUGAUUUUUCUGAUUCAAAUUUCUGCUGUGGAUUGUGAUUAACCUGUUCUGAAUUUCUAUCAGGAGGGUUUUCUUGUUUAUUCUUUCUUUCCUUAUUUAAUUUUGCCUCUUCCCCGGCCAGUCAACUCUUUUGCCGUCCUUGUAUUCUGUGGCCGUUCCAAUCUUGAUUUGGGUAUUUUUCUCUCCAUAGGCUGUAGAUUGGACAAAAGGAAAAGAUGGGUGUUUGUGUAAGCAAAGGCAAAAUUUUGGAGCCAAAGGCCAAUGAGUAUAGAUCCGAAGGUGGUGGUGGUGGUGGAGGAGGUGGUGGAGGUGCCAGAACAGGCCACCGGAAAAUUCAAGAACCUGUGAUUCAUUACCCCAACAAAUCCCCUGUCCGGCCUGCACGGCCGGCAGCCCCUGUGCCUCAUUACAGGCCUGCUCCAAGCCCCAGAAUAAGAAUUCAUCACAGGUCUGAGACAAUUCUAGGCAAGCCAUAUGAGGAUGUUAAAUCUCACUAUAGCAUGGGAAGAGAAUUGGGUAGGGGCCAGUUUGGUGUAACAUAUCUUUGUACGGAACUUUCAACAGGGCAGCAAUAUGCUUGCAAGUCUAUAUCAAAAAGGAAGCUUAGUACUAGGAGUGAUAAGGAGGAUAUGAAGAGGGAGAUUCAGAUUAUGCAGCAUUUGAGUGGGCAAUCAAAUAUUGUAGAAUUUAAGGGUGUUUAUGAGGAUAGGCAUUCGGUAAAUCUUGUGAUGGAAUUAUGUGCUGGAGGGGAGCUCUUUGACCGGAUAAUUGCCAAGGGGUACUACACCGAAAGAGCUGCAGCUUCGAUGUGCCGGGCUAUUGUCAAUGUGGUGCAUGCCUGCCAUUUCAUGGGGGUGAUGCACCGAGACCUGAAGCCGGAGAAUUUCUUGUUGUCUGAUAGGAGCGAAAAGGCUAGGCUCAAGGCAACUGAUUUUGGGUUAUCAGUGUUCAUUGAAAAAGGUAAGGUGUAUCGAGAUAUAGUUGGCAGUGCAUAUUAUGUUGCUCCUGAAGUUCUACGGCGUAGGUAUGGCAAGGAAGCAGAUAUUUGGAGUGCUGGCGUAAUGUUGUACAUUUUACUCAGUGGUGUACCUCCAUUUUGGGCUGAAACAGAGAGGGGAAUAUUUGAUGCCAUAUUGAAGGGAAAUAUUGAUUUUGCAAGUAAUCCUUGGCCAUCUAUAUCAAGCAGUGCCAAGGACCUGGUUAGGAAGAUGCUGACACGGGACCCAAGUCGUCGGAUCACUUCUGCUCAAGUUCUUGAGCAUCCGUGGAUAAGAGAAGGAGGAGAAGCAUCAGAUAAACCAAUUGAUAGUGCAGUCCUAUCCAGGAUGAAGCAAUUCAGAGCAAUGAACAAACUCAAGAAGCUUGCCCUGAAGGUCAUUGCAGAAAAUCUCUCACAAGAAGAAAUAAAAGGGCUGAAAGCAAUGUUUGCAAACAUGGACACUGACAACAGCGGCACGAUUACCUAUGAAGAACUUAAGGCAGGAUUGGCUCGACUGGGAUCAAAGCUUACAGAGGCUGAAGUGAAGCAGCUCAUGGAAGCUGCCGAUGUUGAUGGAAAUGGCACAAUUGACUACAUCGAAUUCAUCACUGCCACGAUGCAUAGGCACAAACUAGAAAGAGACGAACAUCUUUACAGAGCCUUCAAGUAUUUUGACAAAGAUAAUAGUGGGUUUAUCACACGAGACGAGCUUGAAACAGCCAUGAAAGACUAUGGAAUGGGGGAUGAUGCCAACAUCAAGGAAAUAAUAUCAGAAGUGGACACAGAUAACGAUGGGAGAAUCAACUAUGAAGAGUUCUGUGCGAUGAUGAGAAGUGGAACCCAACAGCCUGUGAAGAUCUUGGAGAACUACAGCUAAUCUUGUUUUGGCCUGGCUGAUGCAAAACAGGAACUAUAAUUCUUGAUCAAGAAGGUCAAGAACUCGAAGCCCUGAUUAAGCGCCAUUGCCUCUUCCAAACAGCUGAGUUUCUCGACCCUAGAGAUGCGGUCACAUUGCGCAUCUGCUGUAUGUUCACUGGUUUUCACUAGGCUUACCUAACGCCGCGAGGUUCUUUGUUAUCCCUUAACUCUUCUUCUUCUUCUUCUUCUCCUUCUUCCCAUGAGUUGAGAAAGAUAACCAUACCACAUUAAAUGUCAAGAAUUUGUUUAAAUGAGAAAGAAAGUAAAGUUGCAUUGAUCUCAUAUGCAGUUUUUGGAGAA
Diospyros lotus (date-plum) is the source of this 2720-nucleotide messenger RNA. Its product is annotated as calcium-dependent protein kinase 2-like. Gene Ontology annotation, biological process: intracellular signal transduction; protein autophosphorylation; peptidyl-serine phosphorylation. NCBI's taxonomy places the organism in Eukaryota, Viridiplantae, Streptophyta, Magnoliopsida, Ericales, Ebenaceae. Gene Ontology annotation, molecular function: calcium ion binding; calmodulin binding; calcium-dependent protein serine/threonine kinase activity. The coding region runs from base 739 to 2379 and encodes 546 amino acids. The transcript is spliced from 8 exons. The record is from RefSeq and is a predicted model, not a curated record. Gene Ontology annotation, cellular component: cytoplasm; nucleus.